CCGUGACUCAGCCCCGGACAAACGGACCGGACUGUGCAACUUUUACCGCAGAGACGAGACCGGAGCGACCAGGGAAACAGACCUCAGACCUGGAGCUCUGAUUGGCUGAUAACCCUUGUCCCUGCCGUCUGAUUGGUCCAUGCUUCUGUUCACCUCCUCUUUGUCAUUCACCUCCUCUGUGUGAGGAACAGGAGGAGAUGAGGGAGAUGGGAGGUUCCAGCACCUGAAACCUGAGCUGAAAUGAAGUCAACUUUAUGCAAAUGAGGAGUGAUGCGACAGCCAACCACCUUUGGACAGCCAUUCAUUGAACUCGCUCUCAAUGACCCUGCCCACCCGCGGGUAACUCCUUGUAGAGGGCGCCAACACGAGAGCGAACUGGGCUUAGCAGCUUGUCUCUGCCCUGCGCUCUGUUUGGCUCAUGCCCCACCUCCCCACAAUCUGAUUGGCUGGGCAGAUGGAGGAGGAGCAUAUAGCUCGUCUGAAGGCGGAGUUUGAUGUCUGCGACUCUCGGGGCUGUGGGCUUUUGGACCGAAACGACCUGACGACCCUUUGCCAGCGCCUGCACCUGCCCCUGUCGCAUCUGUCAUUGCUGCAAGAUAGGCUCCUGGGCCCCCCGUCUCCCCUUCACACUGAGGGACCCCCACCUCACAGGGAGGGGCCAAGCAGGGAGGGACAGGUGAACUUUGAGGAGUUUAAGCAAGGCUUUGUGGAGAUUCUAGCCAAGUCUGUGGACCUCAGCAUCUCAGAGGAUGACAGCAGCUACUUACAGCCAGUGGUCCCGGAAGUGAGCCCAAAGUUCAUUAAAGGUUUGAAGCGUUAUGGACGCCGCUCUCGACCCGAGAGACCAGACUCAGAACCGGACUCGGACCAGAAUCCAGACCACGACCAGGAUCAAGAUCACAACCGGUCUACAGAGGGAUUCCGUGGGGCCAAGCUGCGAAAGGCCACGUCUCUAGAGAGCAUCGAGAGCCUGAAGUCUGACGAGGAGCCUCCCACGCAGGAACCCCCCCAAGAGGAGCAGCAGGGGGCACUCUACACAGGAGGAGUCAUACAGGUACAUGAAGGAGACACUCAGGAUGUCCUCUGGAGGCUGCAGGACCAGGACCUUCAGGGCAGAGUCCUCUGCUCCACCCCACUACGCCCAGCCCUGGUACCUUCAGAGGAGCACUCGUUUCACCUCACCUCCUGCUCCUUGAUCUCAGAGGGGCGGAGACUCCUCAGUGUCCUCGACAAUGGGAAUGGGACCACGAGUCCAGACCGGAUUUUGUCCUUGUGGAGAGAUGAGGGACUACAGGACUGUCAACAUGUCCUCCAAGUGUUGGACUUCUGUCUGGAUGACCCUGUGUCCCUCUCUGACCUCACUGUGGCUCUGGACAAUGAGCUCAUGGUCAGUUCUAACAGUGUCCACCAGGCGGCGCUCAUCAGCUACAGGACGGAGCUGCAGACCCUCACGACGCUGUUGGACGAGUCAUGCAGACAGAGGGACAAAGCCAAGUUUGAUCUGGACCAGGCGGAGUUGAGAAACCUCCAACUCCUGCGAGAAGAAGAAGAACGUCAGAAUCUCACAGAGACUAGCGCCCAGAAUCGCAUCAGACAGGUGGAGCUGGCCUGUAAGGGGCGUGUCUCUGGUCUUCGCGCUCAGAUGGAGCAGGAAGCAGAGUCUGCAGAGCGUGAGAAGAUCGCCCUCCAGAGGACGCUGGCAGAGCUGACAGCGCGAGAGAGUGUCCUGCAGGGGGAGCUGUGCACCCUCCGACAGGAGAAUGUGUCUCUGGAGCAGGACCUGAGCGCUCUGAGGCUCACACUGAACGACUCUCAAACCUAUGUCCACAAACUGCACCAAGACCUGCACCGCCUCCUACAGGACAAGUUCAGCCUUGACCCGAGUGGUGGCGCUGUCAGCCCCGAGGAGCACUUCUCUGAGAUCAUCAAAGAAUACGAGCUUCAGUGCCGGGAAUUGAGGGAUCGCUGUGACGAGCUGAGUUCUGAGUUGGAGCUGGUGAAGAUCAAAAAACCAGAGAGAAGAUCCAAACCAGACCAGGACCAGAACUUGAGCUGGAGACCCCAGGACCAGGGACUGAACCGGGACCAAGGGUUAAACCAGGAGCAGACUUCAGGCUAUGACAUCAGUGAAGUGAGCAGCUCUCCUCGAGUCCGGAGGAAACUCACACCUCUCGACAAAACAGCCCUGUGCACCUUGGACCCUGGUCUAGACCCUGGUCUGAACUCUGGACCAAACUCUGGACCCUCGGUCUCCAUCCAGACUGAACUGGCUCUGGAGCAGCUCCAAGAGAAGCACCAAGAGGAGGUCCACCAACUCACGGCCAAAAUGGAGACGCAGGUGAAUUUUUACGAGCGCAGUCUGGAGCAGAUGAGACAAAACAUGGAGCUGGAGCGAAAGGACAUCGCGCAGGCCUAUAAGAUGGAGAUCUGUGAGCUCGAGGAUCAGAAGUCGUCUCUGGAAAUUCAACUGAAACAAAUGAAAGAAAAUCUGGAGAAAAGCCAACAGAGACAAGACCAACAGAGAGGACACGACAAAAGGCUGCAGAGGGAGAGGGCUGAGAUGGAGCAGAACUUUGCCAGAGAAAUCUCAAACCUGGUUCAGAAACUGAGUGCAGAGAAAGAGCAAGUGGAAGCAGAGCUCCGACUGAAGAUGGACCAAGAGCUACUACUGCUGAGGUCCCAGACAGAGCAGCAGCUGAGCCAAUCACAGCGCAGGGAGACGGAGCAGAGCGCAUCAUGGGAAAACCAGCUCAUAAAUCGGGAAGAGGAACUGCAACACCUGCGGAAAGCUCUCCUCCAAUCAGAGAGCAGCAUUCGACAACUGACUGUGCAGCUCAGUCACUCAGAGAAAAGUCUACAGAAAGUGACUGAGCAGCACCACCAAUCACAGCAGGAGGUGGAGGCGGGGCAACAGUAUAUCAGCCAAUUAGAGCAGAGCUUAGAGGAGGCGUGUCAGCGAGGAGUGAGUUUGGCGGAGCAGGUUCAAAAUCUGCAGGAAAUUCAAACAAAAUUUCAAACGGCCAUCAACCAAUCAGAAGCAAGCUUACAAGAAGUGAGCAGACAAUUAAGCCAAUCACAAAAGGAGAUAUCGAGGCUGCAGUCACUCAGCAAAUCAGAACAAAGCUUGAAGCAGGCUAAUAACUAUUGUAGCCAAUUGGAGGAGGAGGUUAAACGGCUCCAACAAGUCAUUAACCAAUCACAACUGAGUCUAGAAAAGUGCAACAAACAAUUCAGCCAAUCGGAGGAGGAGGUGAGGAGGCUGCAGCAGCUUCUCAACCAAUCAAAACAAAGCUUGAAUUGGGCUAAAAACUACUGCAGCCAAUUGGAAGAAGAGAUGAAACAGCUCCAACAUGUCAAUAACCAAUCACAGCAACAUUUCAACCAAUCAGAGGAGGAGGUGGGGAGGCUGCAGCAGCUCCUUGGCCAAUCAGAGCUAAGUUUGGAGCGAGCAGAGGAGUACAGCGUGCAACUGGAAGAGGAGGAGAGGGCAUGGCGUGUGCGCUGUUCCGAACUGGAGAUGCGACUGGAGGAAGCGUGCGCUCAACUUAAAGAAAGCAUCACGUUUUUGGAAUCGCACGAAAUCCUGAACACGAGACUGACACAGGAGAAGGCAGAGCUGGAGGCGGAGUUACAGAAGAUCAAAGGGCAAUGGAAGAGGAACGCUGAGGAGGAGGUGGAGAUGCUAAGGACGGAUCGGGACAAACUUAUCCAAGAUCUGAAGGAACAGGCCAUGAGGGUAGACAAACUACAGGAAGAAUUGGAGGAGGAGAGGAGGGAGAGGGAGGAGGAGAGGAGGGAGAGGGGGGAGGAGGAGAGGAGGGAGAGUGGGGAGGAGGAGAGUGAGAGGGAGGAGGAGAGGGGGGAGGAGAAGACUGAGAGGAGGGAGAAAGAGAGGCUAGAAUCAGAGAUGAUUAAGGACAGGAAACCGAGAAGGGGGAGAGAGGAGGAGCAUAAGUGGAGAGUGAGAAAGGAGGAAGAAGUAGGAGAGAUGAAAACCAUCCUAGAGCGACACAAAAUGGAGGAAAACAAACUUCAACAAGCUCUCCUCCAAUCACAGAGCAGCUUACUCGAAGUCAGACAGCAGUUUAACCAGUCAAAGAGGAUCUUACAGGAAGUUCAGCAGCACAAAGUGAAACUGGAGCACGAGAUUAAAGAUCUAAAAAUUCUCAAGGACCAAUCAGAGACGCGCUUACAGGACAUAACCACUCAGCUCAGCCAAUCAGAGGAGCAGAUUCAAAGGCUGCAGCUGCUCAUUGGCCAAUCAGAAUCAUACGUAGAUCAAAACAAGGGUUCCUGCAGCCAAUCAGAGCAAACCGAGAACAACAGCAGCCAAUCAGAGACCAGCGUACAGGAGAUCACAGAGCAGAGGAGCCAGCCAGAACAUGAGGAGACAGAUUGGUGUGGGGAGGGGCGGCUAAGUGAGGAAGUGCUAGGUGAGGAGGAGGAGGGGCUUCGUGAAGAGUUUUUCCGUGUGUCCGAGGAAAGGGACCGGUACAUGCGUGUGUGCGAUCAGCUGUCCUCACAGGUGGUGGAGAUGGAGGAGGAGGGCGGGGCUUUGCGGGCGCUCCUUGGGGAAGUGAGUGCCCGCUUAAACCACACCGCCGACCUAGUCCUGGAUCUGCGACGUGAGAGGAACCUCCAGAACGUGGAACUGCAGAGGCUGAGGGACGAGAACCACGAGAACCUCCAAAACACAGAGCUAAAAGGGCUGAGAGAUGAGAGAAACUUCCAGAACACGGAACUGUGGAAGCUGAGACAUGAAAACGCAGAGCUGCAGAGGCUGAGACGUGAGAACAAAGAGAAUGCAGAGCUAAAGAGGCUGAGAGAAGACUCUGAGCUCAAACUCAGCCACAUGGAGGCGCUAGUGAGGCGUCUGGAGCAGGAGGACGACACCACCUUCAGGACUCAGUUGGAGGAGGUGAGGUCUGAAAAUAGUGCUCUUGAGGAACGGGUCUCCCUGCUCCAACAGGAAGUGGCUGUACUUGAAGAGGAAGUCGACAGGAAACGGAGGAAAAUGGAGGAAAUCGAGCGAGACCAAGAACGAAUGAGAGAAGAACAGGAGAAGCUGCACAAAGAGAAUUCUGGACUUCGGGAGCAGAUGUUGGAGCUGAGCACUAGAAACCUGGAGCUGAGUUCUUCAAAUGCAGAUCUGAGCUGUAAAACCCGAGGAGACAAGGAGGCUUUGGUCCAAGUGCAAGAGCGACUGAGGAGCCUGGGGCGGGAGCAGGAGGAGCACAGUGCCACCGUGCAACGUCUGAAGGAGGAGCUUGUCCAAUCAGAGAGAGACAAACAGCAGAGACUCAACUCCUGGACACAAGAGAAGCACCUAUUGCAAACGGAGCUCAGCGCAGCCAAGAGCAAGGUUGGUCUGGUCUCUGAGUUGGAGGCCAAGCUGCAGAGUUUGGGACUGAAGCUGAAAUGGAGCGAAGACGACAAUGGCCGACUGAGACGAGAUGCAGAGAAGAGACAGCAACAGGUGGAGCAGUUGAGUGCAUCUCUGAGCUCUCUGGAGAUUGAGGCAGAGUCUCUUCGGGCUCAGAUACAGUCGACCAACCAGGAGGCUCUGAGCCACAAACAAGAAGUGACGCAAGCACAAAGGCGCCUGCAGGAAGCACAUAACAAGGUGGAGGAGCUGGAGUCCAGUCUCAGGAAGUUCAUCGCGGAGAAGGAGGACGUGACAUCAUCAUUUGAGGCGGAGCUAAAGCAACUGCGUGUCGCCAACCAGGAACUAGAGUCCAAGGUUCAGGAGGUCCAGGUAGAGAACCAACAGAUCCACAAACUGCACCAACAAGAGAUGGAGCUCAGGACCCAACUGGGCCAGUUAGAGACCGCCAAGACUCAGGCCCAGGACCAGGCCCUCAGAGCAGACACGGCCUUGAGUCUGGUCCAGGCUCAGCACCUUCGUCAGAUCCAUCAGAUCCAGACGGAGUCCAAGUCUGAGUCCAGAACCAAAGAAGAACUGGACUCAGCUCUGGAUCAACUCCGGGACGAACGACUGCGUCGAGAGAGAGCGGAGCAAGAGCUGAGGGAGAGAGAGAGGGGCGAUCAACAGGGGGAGUACGAGAGGACAGUGUCUCUGCUGCAGGAGAGAACUCAGGACCUGGAGAUUCAACUAAAGGCCACACGCAGCCUCCUCCAGGAGAAAGUCCAACAGCUACAGGACCAGGUGACCCGGGCAGCCCGCAGUGGUUCUCUAGUGCAGCAGUUGUACUUGGAGAACUCUGAGCUGCAGGGGGCGCUACAGGCCACGGAGCAGCGCCACAGACAGGCCCAGAAAAAGAGCCAGGCCCUGGAGUCCAAAGUCCAGGCCCUGAACCGGGUCCUGCGCCAACUGGUACCACACGCCCUCUCCUAGACUGGGACUGAACCGGGACUAUAGUAUUGAAGCUGUUGUAAAUGAAGUACAUGUAAAAUAAAGUUAAUACAUGAUGUUUUUAUCCACCUGUUUGCCCAAACCUUUCAUGUUUUUGUUCAUGAAAUAUGGAAUUAUGUAAUAAAGAAAAAAGUUAAACUC
Molecule: messenger RNA, 6514 nt
Organism: Periophthalmus magnuspinnatus
Lineage: Eukaryota; Metazoa; Chordata; Actinopteri; Gobiiformes; Gobiidae
Gene: ninl
Product: ninein-like
Exons: 31
Coding region: 455-6355 (1966 amino acids)
Biological process (GO): microtubule anchoring at centrosome
Cellular component (GO): centrosome
Molecular function (GO): calcium ion binding
Source: RefSeq, a predicted model, not a curated record